AUGCUCAAGUUUGCCAACCCUCGAUGUAGGAUAAUGCUGAGGGUAAAAAAGGAAGAAACCAAAAACGCCCUUUGCAAACUCCAUCCCGCGGGCGGGCUGCAGGGCUUGGGAGGUGGAGGAGAGGCGCUAGACUGGUACUCCUCCGCUCCCGCGCCCCUGCGCUGCAGCCUCCGGGCUGUAGGGGCCGCUGCGGCGCCGAGCUCGCCGAGCGCGCUGGGCCGUUCUCUCCUGCAGGGGGAGACGAGGCGCAGGAGGAGAGGUGGAGCGCAGCGGGCGCGGAGAGGAGGUGACCUCGCGGCAGAUAUUGGGGCAGAUAUUCUGAAUAAGGAAGAGCAGUUGCAAGAAGCUGUACUCAAAGAACGUAUUGCAAAAGCAGAAGCUGACGUAUGGGCUAAGGCUGAUGAACGCCAAAGAGAAGCAGUGAAGAAAGCCCUUGAAGAAGCGAAUGACAUGCACAAAAUGAAAAUCCAGAUUCUGAAAGAGGAACAUCAAAAAGAUUUACAGGAAAUGGCAUCUAAGACCAAGAUCGAGUUGCAUCAAAACAUGGAGGAAGAACUGCAGCGAGAACACCUGGCUGCCGAGCAACGCAUGGUCCACAGGAUCCAGAGGAUCAUGAUGGAGUGCCACCGGGAGAAGGUCCAGGCCGUGGAGGAAGCCCGGGCCCAGGAGAGGCACAUAGCCCAGGAGGAGAUCCAGGCCCAGAGAAGAAAGGCCAUGGAGGAACUUUUGAGAGCUGGUGUCACAGUUAUGAAGGAUCAAAAGAAGAGUGUGAGCCAUCUGAUAAAGGAAAAAGAACAUGCGAUGAACGUCUACUAUUGCGUGGCUCAGAGACAGAAGCAAGAAGAGGUUCAGGAAGUGCUUCAAGAAGCAGAGAAAACACAUCAGGCCACGCUUGGAAAUGUGAUGGACAAACUGCUUAACACGCAGGGGGAGCUGCUGUCCAUGGCGAAGCAACUGGGAAUCAUGACAAAUUGGAAAGAUUUCCUGGAGGAGGAGUUACAGGAAACCAGGGUAGCGUUUCAAAACUACAUCAAUUAUACGUUUCCGAAGCUCUCACCGGGACAUGCAGAUUUUAUUCUGCCAGAAAGAAGGAAAACACCUUCCAAUCUUCUUACUCAGGAGAACCAAGCAACUCUUGAUUAGAAGUCUUCAUCUGAAAUGGCACUACAAAAGACAUUGUUCUAAAGACUAAAUAAAUUCCCUCAAAAACCAUUUAUUGAUCCCCGGUUAUGUGCAGGGGACUAGUGAGCUGUGAGCAUUUUGAUGGAAAACCAAAAUAUUCAAAAGCACAUUCCAGGCUACAAUGAGGUUCCAAGUCUAAUGGAGGAGAGGUAACAGUGAGGGGGGUCAAAACUGACUAGGAGGGAAAAAGAUUUCUUGGAAGAAGUCUAAACAUACUUCUGUAUCUGGCUUUACUCACGUUUACAUCAGACAUUUAACUAUUUUAGUAUUUGUUGCAGUUAAAAAACAGUAAAGGGACAUGUUCUUAGAUGGUUUCCAUUGUGGAGAGGUGUGUCUAGUAAUCCAGUAUGUCUAGUAAUCUAGUCUAAAGAUUAUUAUUUGGUGAACUGCAAUAGCUUUGUAGGAAAAAAAGCAAAAUUUCUCAGAUUCAAUAGGAUAAAACUUAAAUUCUGGGAAGCCUAUAUAAAAUAAUUCAGAAAGGACUCUCUUAUAUUUGCCAUUUGUGAAAGAAAAAUAUGUCUUUAGAGGUCAGAUUCCUUGCCUCAGGGAUGGGGAGUCCCCUUAUGUUUAUACCCAAGCCCAGGGGUGCUUGGAGCUCAUCUCCUGUAGGUCAAAAUGCAGAAAAUCAUUCUGUACCGCAAUGCUCAGGACCAACAAAUGUCAACAUCUACUGAAUUAAAAUGGAAGAAAACCCAAGCCAUAAAGACUGCUCCAAAAAAAUCUAUCCACUUUAAUGUAGCAUCCUUAAAUUAUUAAUCACCAACUUAUAUUGGUGGCUUUAAAAUUAAAUACCUGGAAAGCCAUUUUCAGUAAAUUAAAAAGUGCUAUUGUCAA
Messenger RNA from Balaenoptera acutorostrata (minke whale), 2016 nucleotides. RefSeq names its product chromosome 14 C6orf163 homolog (gene C14H6orf163). The record is from RefSeq and is a predicted model, not a curated record. The transcript is spliced from 6 exons. Bases 1 to 1143 code for a protein of 380 amino acids. NCBI's taxonomy places the organism in Eukaryota, Metazoa, Chordata, Mammalia, Artiodactyla, Balaenopteridae.